This is a messenger RNA of Colletotrichum gloeosporioides, 3057 nucleotides long. RefSeq names its product Intracellular protein transport protein USO1. Gene Ontology annotation, cellular component: cytoplasm; Golgi stack; Golgi membrane. The record is from RefSeq and is a predicted model, not a curated record. Gene Ontology annotation, biological process: intracellular protein transport; transcytosis; endoplasmic reticulum to Golgi vesicle-mediated transport. NCBI's taxonomy places the organism in Eukaryota, Fungi, Ascomycota, Sordariomycetes, Glomerellales, Glomerellaceae. The transcript is spliced from 6 exons. Bases 1 to 3057 code for a protein of 1018 amino acids.
AUGUUUUCCAUUUCCACUGCACCGGCAAAGCAGUCGGUCGGCGAGACCAUCACCGUCUUGAGUGGCCGUCUCAGCUCCGCAACCUUGCUCGAAGAUCGUCGCGCUGCUAUACUUGGCCUACGCAGCUUUGCCAAAGACUUCCCCGCUUCUGUCGCCUCCGGAGCUCUGCGCAGUCUCAUAGGCAGCUUGAGCAAGGAUGCCGAAGACGUUGAUACCGUCAAGGUGGUCCUCGAGACCUUGCUAAUGCUUUUCAGCCCCAACGAAGAUAGCCCAGAGGCCUCGGAGGAAAUUGCGCUUUGGCUCGCUGACGAAUUUACCAUGCGCCAGGAGAACAUUACCCUGCUACUCGACUUCCUAGACUCCAGCGAUUUUUAUUCCCGACUCUACUCCUUGCAACUCCUAGCUGCCAUCCUGUCUGCCCGGACAGAGCGGACUGAGGAGUGCGUCUUUACGGCUCCAUUAGGCAUAUCUCGUCUGGUGGCUGUAUUGGACGACUCCCGCGAAGCCGUCAGGAACGAAGCUAUCACCCUUCUCACCUAUUUGACCCCUUCAUCGACUGACAUCCAGAAACUCGUCGCCUUCGAGAAUGCAUUUGACCGCCUAUUCAACAUCAUCAUAUCCGAAGGCUCCUUGUCCGAAGGUGACCGUGUUGUGGAGGACUGUCUGAUUCUCGUUGCCAACCUGCUCAGGAGAAACCCAUCCAACCAGUCUCUGUUCCGCGAGUCUGGUGGAAUUCGCCGGUUGGCCGUCUUGCUGGAGGGUGCGGGAAAGGCCCAGCGGGAGGAGGCAGAGGUUGCCGCAUGGGCACAAACCCAACGCAAUCGGAAUAUAUAUGCCCUUUUGGCUGUGGUACGCCUAUUCCUAGUCUCUGGGGCUGUGGGAACAGCGCAGAAUCAGCUUGCUUUCUGGCAGCACGGCCUGCUGUAUCAUGCUCUUCAACUGGCAUUUAGCCGCGUAGCCCAGCUUCCAAUCAAAGCAGAGGCUCUCGAAACCUGCGCCGAUAUCAUCAAAGGCAACGCCAGUCUACAAGAAGGCUUCGCUCAGCUCCAAGUUCCUUCACCUCUCGAUUCACACAUCCCAGUCGAAGUUAGCCAAGCAAACAGCGCCUUCCAGGUUUACGUGAUAGACGGUCUGCUGGAUUUGGCACUCAGUAUCGAAGAUACCGAGGCAUUCGACUUGCGCUUGGCGGCGUCCGACUGCCUCAAGGCUUACUUCUACAGUCAUGCAGACAUCCGUCUGCAUUUUCUCAGAAGGGCUAUCGAAGGGCACAAAACAGGCGCGGAUGAGACAGCCAACGUACUCACGGUACUUUUGCGGCCGUCUCCAAACACCAAUACCACUAAUCCCUACCGCAGCUGGUUUGCUGCUACCAUCAUGUUCCACCUUGUCUUUGACAAUCCGGAAGCUAAGAGCCUAGCUAUGGCCGUUACAGAGGGCGACGCGGAAAGUGGCGAGGAAGUAGUCACAAGCAUUCAAAUCGUUGCCGCACACCUGAUAUCUGGUCUGAAUCGAGAGGGAGACAGUCGCGUGGUGGUUGGAUAUCUAAUGUUGUUGCUCGGUUGGCUUUUUGAAGACCUGGACGCCGUCAAUGACUUUCUUGGAGAAGGAAGCAACACCCAAAGCAUCAUUCAAGCAAUCAAUCAUCCGUAUCCUUCAGGCGAAGUCGUUCAAGGGCUUUGCGCCAUGCUUCUCGGCGUGCUGUACGAGUUCUCGACUAAGGACUCGCCCAUUCCGCGCACAGACCUUCACUCCAUCUUGGUGUCGCGAAUGGGACGCGAACGGUAUAUCGACAAACUGUCCAAGCUGAGAAGCAAUCCGUUAGUCAGAGACUUCGAAGUCAUCCCGCAGACGCUGGGCAAUUCAGGGUCCGGCAAACUGCCUGAUGUCUAUUUCGAUGCUACUUUCGUCGAGUUUUUCAAAGACAACUACAGCCGUAUCUUGCGUGGCAUAGACCGAGAUCCUGGGUUGGAGAUAUCUGUUGUUUCUAAUGGCGUGCAGAAGGGUGUUUCGCGCGAACUUGUUGAUUCCCUUCGGAGCCAGUUGGCUGAGAAGGACCAGGCAUUGCAGGAAGCACAGGUAAGCAUCGAAACUGUAGGCCGGCAGAUUGGCCAAGAACAGGCAGAUCAUCGGCGAACUCGAGAAAGCUCUGCUUUGGAGCUGGCAAGAAUGAAGCAACUGAAUGAAGGAUUACAGCGGCAGCAUGACGCGGAGCUUCGGACUCUGCAGAACAGAAUCACGGCCUUACAAGAAGAACACCAAGAGCAGAUGGACCAGGCCCGGCGGCAGAUUGAAUCUCAAGUCGCAGCACUGGAGAAGGAACACAAAAGGCAGUUAGCGGAUGUUCAAAAUCAGGCAGAAGGCCGCGUCUCUGCUCUGGAAAGGGAGCACAAGAAACAGAUGGCAGAGAUCCAAAUUAAGACGGACCGCCGGAUCGCAACUCUCGAUCAAGAGCGCAAGGCGAUUGAUCAAAGACAAAAAGAGGAGAUGGAUCGGAUACAGAAGGAAAUCAAGGCUCAGGUGGCUGCUCGAAGUGAAGAGCAUCGCAAACAAUUAGAACAUGCAAGGAAGACGGCGGAAAAUGAUGCCGAACGCAUUCGGCACCGAGCUGAGGCCGACAUGGCUGAUCUCAAGGCCACUAUCAGUCGGCUGGAGGUUGACCUUAUGAAGGCCAAGAAGAACAAAACGCAAGAGAUGCAGGCAUUCCGUGAUGAUUCUACUAGAAAACUACAAGCGCAAGAGGGCCUCAUCAGAAAAGCCGAAAGCCGCGGAAAGCAGCUGGAGAAUGAGCUCAGGGAGACUCGGGAGAAGGCCAUUCAGAGAGAGGCGGCUGUCCGAAAGGCCGAGGAAGACAAGCAGGCAACACAAAACGAGCUUGAUGACCUGCUCAUGGUGUUUGGCGAUUUGGAAGACAAAGUUGCGAAGUACAAGGCUCAACUCAAAGCACUCGGCGAGGCUGUCUCCGACGGAGAAGAAGAGGAAGAGGAUAGUGAUGAAGAGGAUGAAGAUGAUGAAGAGAACGAUGCCAAAAGUGAAGACGCGAACGGCGCCAAGACAUAG